This is a messenger RNA of Colius striatus (speckled mousebird), 5990 nucleotides long. Its product is annotated as protein NYNRIN-like. Gene Ontology annotation, biological process: DNA integration. The record is from RefSeq and is a predicted model, not a curated record. The transcript is spliced from 2 exons. Lineage: Eukaryota; Metazoa; Chordata; Aves; Coliiformes; Coliidae. Gene Ontology annotation, molecular function: nucleic acid binding. Bases 2126 to 3253 code for a protein of 375 amino acids.
UUCUUUCCGGAGUACCAUGUCUCAACAAAACUUGCCUUUCAAGGUGCCAAGACAGUAUUUCGGGCAGUGGCAUGGUUUACAGGGUACGUUUCCAACCAACCGGUAGUUGCUUCCACCAUGGUGAGUAUAUAACGCUUGCUUGGUGUGUUCGUGGUAGCGGUCCAACAUAGUCAAUUUGCCAGGCCUCAUCAUAUUGAAAACCCAGCCAUUGGCCUCUGUUCCAGGGAGACUUGAUUCGUGUGGCUUGCUUGAUUGUAGUGAUGAGCAAAAGCAGACAUACAGAAGGGAAAGGCCUGAGAAAGUUAGAAAGACAUGAUUCACUGUAAACUAACAUGAUAAGAAACCUCAGCUCACUGGAAUUUGAACCGCUCGUUAGUAAAGGCCUUGAAAACCCUGAAAGCUGAUAACUAAGAAGCUGGUGUGCAGACAACUGCAGAUAAGAAGGACUUGGAAUGUGGAAAACAGAAUUGUUUGCAUCCUGCUCCAUGGCAUGGAAAUCUACCAGAGACACUGAACAAAUGUAAGCUCAAAGAGGACUUAUUACAAUACAGAGUGGGGAUAGGUCAUGAAUAUGUAAUAGGCGCUUAUGCAUACCCCUACCUGUACCCUAUAAGUAGCCCUUUGUUAGACAAUAGUGUGUGCGAGCUGGGCAGAAUUAUGUCCCUCACACCUGCCGGCGCAAUACAUACCUGCUUUAUAACCCUUAACCGUGUUGUAGAGUUUGUUCCACACGUCAAUUGGCGAGCCAGCCAGAAGACUCUCUCUGCCCGGCUGCUGGACCGGGUGGGGUGUGGGACAUUCUAGGCGUGCCACCGGACUGUUUCUCUGGAGAGUCUCCCAUCCCCAUCCGAUCGCUGCAGGGGAAGAGACAGACCGGCCAGCAGGCCAGAUAUGUAAAUUGGGAAAGCCUGCAGGGGUAUAGGGGACGAGUCCGUAAGCCGUGUAUGGGACACCUCACGCUGUGAUGAGGAGUAGGGGAGCUCACCAAGAUCCUAAAGCUCAAAUAGCCCAGCAAAAGGUGACAUAUCUAGGAUAUGAAGUCACAGCUGGUGAACGGACCCUGGGAGCCGCAUGGAAGGAAGCCAUCUGCCAGACUCCCAGACCACAGACAGUUGAGUUGCUCCAUACAUUCUUGGGAAUGACAAGUUGGUGUCCGUUAUGGAUUUAUAAUUAUGGACUGUUGGUGAAGCCACUCUAUGAACUUUUAAAGAGUGACACAAAGAAUCUCACCUGGACUGGGGAAGCCGCUCAGGCUUUUCACAAAUUAAAGUGAGAGCUAAUGCAGUCACCGGCCUUAGGCCUACCAGACCCUACAAAAUCCUUUUGGUUAUUCUCUCAUGAAAAGCAAGGAAUUGCGCUGGGAAUACUGGCUCAGGAGCUUGGCCCAGACCAAAGGGCAGUGGCAUACUUCUCCAAACAAUUGGAUGAAGUAAGCAGAGGAUGACCUAGCUGCCUAAGAGCGGUGGCAGCAGAAGUAAUUAACAUCCAGGAAGCUUGUAAAUUCAUGAUGGGUCAGCAGAUCACAGUGUUGAUAUCUCAUACAGUGUCCACUGUACUGGAAGCAAAAGGGGGGCACUGGUUAUCCCCACAAAGAUUCCUCAAAUAUCAGGCCAUUAUGGUAGAACAGGAUGAUGUCCAGAUAACAGUAACUAACAUUGUCAACCCAGCAUCUUUCCUUAGUGGAGUUACAGGGGAAACAGUGACUCACGAUUGCCUGGAAACCAUUGAGGCAGUCUACUCCAGUCGACCAGACCUGAAAGAACAACCGCUGGAGGAUGCUGAGGACACAUGGUAUACAGAUGGCAGCAGCUCCGUCAAGAAUGGACAGUGCAAAGCAGGGUAUGCAGUGACCACUACAGACAAGGUAAUAGAGUUUGGGCCCCUCGCCUCAGGCACCUCUGCACAAAAGGCUGAAAUAAUAGCUUUAACUCGAGCAUUAGAGCUUGCUAAAGACAGGAAGGUUAACAUUUGGACAGAUUCCAAAUAUGCCUUUGGAGUGGUUCACGCCCAUGGAGCAAUCUGAAGAGAAAGAGGACUCUUAUCCACCCAAGGGAAGCACAUAAAACAUGCAGAGGAAAUUCUCAAACUGUUAGAAGCUGUACAGUUACCAAAGCAAGUAGCGAUUAUGCAUUGCAAAGCUCACCAAAAGGGAACAACUGCACAAGAGGUAGGAAAUUCCAUGGCAGACUGGGAAGCAAGGAGAGCAGCUGAAAGAGGUACAGCAGAGAUACAGUCUCUGAUUCCAGAUGGAAAAAUACCAAUCAACCAAAUUCCUAACUAUUCAAAAGAAGACCAGAAAUUGAUUCAGGAUUUAGGUGGAAAAACAAAGGAAAAUGGGUGGGCUACAACACCACAAGGGAAAAUAGUGGUGCCUAGCACAUUACUUUGGGCUAUAAUCAUGGCUGAACAUAGAAAGUCUCAUUGGGGAGUUGAAGCCCUGUAUAAGUAUCUAACCAAAUGCAUUGUCGCCCGUAACUUGUACACAACCAUCAAACAAGUAACACAACAAUGUGAGAUUUGUUUACAGAAUAACCCACAGGUAAGUCGGAAAAUGGAGCUAGGGCAGAUAGGGAAGGGUAAUUUCCCUGGACAGUGGUGGCAAUUUGACUUUUCAGAACUUCCAAGAAAAGGGGGGUUCCGAUAUCUACUUGUACUAACCGAUACCUUUUCAGGAUGGCCAGAAGCAUUCCCUCGCCGAACAAACAAGGCUAGAGAGGUAACUAAGGCUUUACUACAUGAAGUAAUACCAAGAUUUGGGGUCCCAGCAGUAAUAUCCUCAGACAGAGGCCCUCAUUUUGUGGCCAAAAUUACCCAACAAAUUAGUCGGGUUCUGGGGAUAGAUUGGCAGUUGCAUACUCCCUACAGACCCCAGGCAAGCACCCAGGUGGAAAAGAUGAACCACCUUCUUAAAUUACAGAUUGUAAAAUUGGGCCAAGAACCUGGACUAGCCUGGCCUCAGUCACUACCUCUAGCCUUGCUGCAAAUAAGAAUUAAACCAAGGGCUAAGGAGGGAUUAAGUCCCUUCGAAAUAAUGUAUGGAAGACCCUAUUCGGUCCAAGCAGGAACAUCAACACAAGUUGGUGCCGAGGUGUUAACUGACUAUGUAAUAAGCUUACAAAAACAACUUAGAAAAAUAGGAAAACUGGUUUUGGAGACCCGUGCUCGUGGCCUGGACGGGCCAGUACAUAACAUAGAACCAGGUGAUUAUGUAUAUGUCAGAUCUCUUUCAGACUCACCCCUGGAGCCGAAAUAGGAAGGACCAUUCCAGGUUCUGUUGACGACACACACAGCUGUUAAGAUACAGGAACAGACAUCAUGGAUACACCAUACCAGAGUAAAGAAAGCUCACAAGCAGCGUUGGGAGGUAACAGAGACUGGACCCUUAAGACUCCGACCCCGGCAAAGGUCCUCACAAUCUUAAGAGCAGACCUUUAAAAUGAUUAAUGAAGAGUUUAAGCUGUUAAUAUGUUUUAGUAUCUUCUCCCUUGCCUGCAACAGAGAGCCUAAGGACUGGCCUUGGAAUCAUGCUCAGAAGAGCCAUAUUGUGAUGAAGGGAAAGGUGGAUCCAAGAACAAUGCUGGCUAUGGUGGUCUCUCACGGGAAUGAGGUAUACCAGGAAAGCCAGUGGGACAGAGGUAAUGGGGACGAGAUUACCUGGUUAUGGGCAAAAAUGGGGAAUGAGAUCACAGUGGGAUGCCAAGCAUAUCAUGAGGAUGAUGAGACGGUGAUUUUGGGGGGAAGUAUGAUUAGUAUAAGGAUGAUGACAUCUUCAAAUGAAAUUGGAGAAGUGUGCCUAGGGAGACCUGAGUGCUGGUUUAGUUUUAACCUAACCGAACCAGCCCUGGUCACCUGCCUAUGGCAAGGAUUGGAAGAUCAGGUACUGCACUAUAAAGCCAAAAUUGACCCGAGGUUAGAACUAAAGAUCUUUGAGAUUGGGCCAUAUGUAAUCAAGAAUAUGGGUCAACAACAAAUGUUGCUUGGCCCAGAAUGGUCUCUUAAACGUGUUGAAAUGCCAAUGCGAAUCAAUGUUUCUGGCAUUCAGCCAGCAUGCUCUCCUUUCCUGAAAACAUCUUUUGAGGGCUGGACAACUUGGCUGCAGAAACAAGGGCCCUUUAGGGGCCAAACACAGAGAGACAUAACUGGUGUAUAGGGGACAGGAUUGGAGGUCCUAAAUGGAGUUGAUUUGGAAAUAUUAAUGAACAGAUUGGCCACUGCAAAUAGUGAUCUGAUAAGGUUACAACAACCUUUGCAAUAUUCUCUAUCAGCAUUAGGAACUAAAAAGUGGCUUUUAUCAAAAGGGUCACCAAGGUGGGAAAAGGUGGAAAGGCAUUACCAUGAUUGGGUAACAAACACAGUUGGUACGGUCCAGGACAAUGUUUCUUUGGCCCUCAGUUGCGUACAGACACAAUUAUGGAUGCAGUCGGUAGCUGCCCUAAUUAUACGAGAGGGUGGUAAAGUUAUUUUCCCCACUGAAAUCCAGAAGGUGGUUUGGAACAGUGCCACAAACUUAGAGAAGGAGCUUCAAUCUUGGUGGACUCUGGUAAAUUUUACCUAUGAUCCCAUCACUGAUACAGCCACAGCAUUUGUGUUGACUGUAUGUAACGCUUCAAUAUACGUGAUCCACCCCAUUAUUGCAUUAGGACUAAACCAUAAUAGAACUGUGCUCUGUCCUUCUGAACACAGAACGUGGACACAAAUGGUGCACGGGAAGUGGCAAACUGUAAAUUUGGAGCCUUGCAUUACUCGAAAGCAACAAGGACUCAUCUGUAAAAAUAGCACACUCGAUGCCCAAGACAUCUGCCUCAACACCGAGCAAAGCAUCUGUCACUUUGAGAUCCAUCCGGAUGCUAACCAGAAGACCGUACUUGUAUAUAUUGGCCAAGGUUGUGUGUGUUUAAGGACUGCUUGCACAUCUAUAGUAGUAGAUAAGAUAAUCAUGGAUAGUAAGAAUAAUUCUAAUUUCUGUAUUUGUAACUUCGUUAAGAUUGUUGGGUGUGACUUUUCUUAUUUGGCACCAACCGUAUCUGACCAACUGAUAAAAUCAAAUUAUACAACACUUCCCAAAUCAUCACCUGUACCUAUUGGAAUGAAUCUUACAUUGGUGACACAAUUAAAGAAACAUCAGAAUUUGAUCAAAAUUUUAAACGAGGUCCAAGAAAAUGGGAAAAAGACCCCAAUAACAGUCCACUAUGACACCAGGGGAAUAAAAAGGGUCCUGAAAUGAGUAAGAGAAGACACAAACAAGCAUUGGUGGGAUGUGCUGUUUGGAUGGUCCCCCACUGCGACUGGCAUCCUAAAUAAGAUGUGUCACCCCAUUAUAGUCUUUUUGAUACUAGUCUCAGUUAGCUUUGUUUUCUCUGCUGUGCUGUUUAUUUGGAAUUGGAGAAUGCAGCGACAACUAACAAUUUUGUCUUCCAUGUCUAGUGCCCAUGAAAAUGCAUUAAAAGGUGAGCUACAAGUGAAUCACUUUCCAGUUCCCCUUCAAGAGGUAGAAAUGCAUUUGGCAAAUGAAUUUGCCGAUACUAAAAGACAGGGGGGAAUUGAUGAGCAAAAGCAGACAUACAGAAGGGAAAGGCCUGAGAAAGUUAGAAAGACAUGAUUCACUGUAAACUAACAUGAUAAGAAACCUCAGCUCACUGGAAUUCGAACCGCUCUUUAGUAAAGGCCUUGAAAGCCCUGAAAGCUGAUAACUAAGAAGCUGGUGUGCAGACAGCUGCAGAUAAGAAGGACUUGGAAUGUGGAAAACAGAAUUGUUUGCAUCCUGCUCCAUGGCAUGGAAAUCUACCAGAGACACUGAACAAAUGUAAGCUCAAAGAGGACUUAUUACAAUACAGAGUGGGGAUAGGUCAUGAAUAUGUAAUAGGCGCUUAUGCAUACCCCUACCUGUACCCUAUAAGUAGCCCUUUGUUAGACAAUAGUGUGUGCAAACUGUGCAGAAUUAUGUCCCUCGCACCCGCCGGCGCAAUACAUACCUGCUUUAUAACCCUUAA